GUAACAUAAUGGAUGCCAUGACCUGGCCUUUGAUAUCAGUCUCUUCUGCAUGCUUGCGAGGCUGCCCUUUGAGAAGGUUGUGCCCUUCCGGUUCCUAUAUAAAGCCGUCCUUUGAGGGAACUAGUAACCGUUACAGAAUCCCUCCAGGAAGGAACUUAACAGGAUGUUCACGUUUCUGACCAAACUUCCCACCCUCGUACUCUUUUUGGCUGCGUUUGGGGUGUCUCUCUCGGCGGCUCUCCCGGCACGUAGCGAACCGCUCGAGCCUACUGUGAAUGCAUAUGCAAGACGUUUGGAGCUGCUCAAGGGUCCGCUUGCCCCUAAGGGCUCAAGUCGAGAGUGUGCAUACAAGUAUCUCGUACAGUAUGCCGUAGCAAAUUUGCUUGAUAAGCGGAAUCUUUCGAUGGACACAGGGAUUUUAAUCUACAGCAACCCCAUACUAAUGAGUUUCACUCAACAACCCACCCUAACAAAAGUUGCAUCGCAUUCCGUCAACUUUUUGCCCAAGUGGUGCACAUUUUAUGACUUCCCCCAUCGUGGCAUGACUUCCGGCAGCCAUCUGAUGAUCUCACGAAACGGUUUAAGAUAUAUUGGGACAUUGCCCUUCUUGCACGGGCUCCGGAGGAUAGUUGUGGGUAGUUUUAAUGCAUACAGUGGAUAGUACGAGCACAUACCUUCACUGAGGAUUUCUUCCAGCGAAGCCGUGGCGGUGGUAUGUGGAAUGACAUGAUUAAAAUCGUGCUCCGCUCAACCUCUCGCAAACCAAAGUAAGAGUGUCUGGGGAACGACACAAUGGUCGAAGAAAAUUCUGCUCCAACUCCAAUAAUCCUCCAGUGGGAUUUUCCACGAAAAUCCUGU
Messenger RNA from Cantharellus anzutake, 858 nucleotides. RefSeq lists its product as uncharacterized. NCBI's taxonomy places the organism in Eukaryota, Fungi, Basidiomycota, Agaricomycetes, Cantharellales, Hydnaceae. Bases 164 to 661 code for a protein of 165 amino acids. The record is from RefSeq and is a predicted model, not a curated record. The transcript is spliced from 5 exons.